Macrosiphum euphorbiae (potato aphid) is the source of this 480-nucleotide messenger RNA. Lineage: Eukaryota; Metazoa; Arthropoda; Insecta; Hemiptera; Aphididae. The record is from the annotation of a GenBank genome assembly.
AUGUACACAGUUUUGAAACAAGGGGUAUGGACCAACAUUAUUAAUGACUGGUUCAUAAAAAGUUGUAGCAUUUCCUGUAACAUAAUUUAUAAAAGAUGUCGGGUAGCAAAUGAUGUAAAUAAGGCAAAACAUUUCAUUGACUUUUCAGGAAAAUGUAAAGAUUGUUUGGCGGUAGUAGUAGGCUGGGCAGAAAAAAGGCCUGAUGAAGGUAAGCCACUAGUUGUAAAAAUAAUGAUAGAAGGUAUGGACAUGCUGCAUGAACAUACUUCAAAAAGGCCUCUUAAUGGAGCAAAACGUCAAGAAGUAGGCAUGCAGCUGUCUCAUGAUAGUGCCAGUAAUUGGAGGCGACAGGCGGUAACAUCAAUGACUUUUGGUGAAAAAAUACCAUCAAAUAUAUAUAAAAAUACAGUAUUGUGGAAAUGCAAGCAAUCCGAAAAAGACAAAAUACUAGGCAUAACACUAAUAUUUAAUACAGUAUGA